AUGCUUAUUGUGGCGCGCUUCGUAAUCGGCUGGGCAGUGGGGAUGAUGACGGUAAUCAUUCUAAUUUUUGGAUCGGAGGUUCCUCCACCCUCACGGGGGCUUCUCGUGGGACAGCAUAAAUAUGUCGACCGUGAUCCCUAUGCGAAGGUGUUUGGAUUGUUGCGGCAGUCUGUGGGUGCCGGAGUCCCCUCACAUGCAGAAAGCUGGGAGAUUGUGUCCGGGCUACAUGUUGACAGCUCCGGCCCAUCAUAUGCACCUAAAAUAUUCUGUGCACAGAAAGGGUUCCAUCAGAUGAUUAAACAAGUUGAGUUAGAUACACAAGUCUGGGUUACAAGCGGCGGAGCUUGGCAAACAGUAACAGAGCAUUCGUACCGCAAAUAUUAUAUGGUAAACCUCUACAAGGACCUGGGUUUUACUGGUGAGAUCACGAUCAUUCUUAGUGUGACAUCUGACUGUUGCCAGAGCCGGAACUUGGUUGCGGCCAUAAUCAUGGAUCAUGUUGGUCGUAUUCGGUUGCUAGGCAAGAAUAUUUCGCCCUUCUCUGGCAUGCAUUAUCGCUCUCUGCACAGCAACUGGCCUUGUCAGCUGUGUGACCUCUUCCCUGAAAACCCCUACCUAAUUGACCCUACACCUCACACGGGGAACGCUCUUGAAGUUGGCCCCACGGCGCUCGCAAACUGGUUGGGGAUACUACAUGGUAUUUGUGUGCCUGUCGGUGAUGAAAUUGGUGUCAUGCUCUAUUUUUCCCUGAAGUGGGGUUCCAAUCUAUUAUGGGAAGAUGGCAAACGGAAUAUUCGGGGUUUUGAUUGGCGAGGUGUGGCUAUGGCAGUGAUUCAAACUUUGUCUCAAGAGUUGAGCACCGCGUGCCCUCUUGAUGAGACAUUUUCGGCACUUCUAUGGAUGAUUAAUGAUUGGCUAGAGACUCCUGUAUUCUGUGCAGCAUGGGAAGAAAACACCGCCAAGAUUGUGCGAUGGCCGCAACUGCAGAUCAUUCUACGUCACUCAAUACCACCUUGA
This is a messenger RNA of Suillus subaureus, 1017 nucleotides long. RefSeq lists its product as uncharacterized. The coding region runs from base 1 to 1017 and encodes 338 amino acids. NCBI's taxonomy places the organism in Eukaryota, Fungi, Basidiomycota, Agaricomycetes, Boletales, Suillaceae. The record is from RefSeq and is a predicted model, not a curated record. The transcript is spliced from 8 exons.